Etheostoma cragini (Arkansas darter) is the source of this 2536-nucleotide messenger RNA. It is a transcript of the gene slc41a2a, whose product is annotated as solute carrier family 41 member 2a. Lineage: Eukaryota; Metazoa; Chordata; Actinopteri; Perciformes; Percidae. The transcript has 11 exons. Gene Ontology annotation, cellular component: plasma membrane. Bases 192 to 1649 code for a protein of 485 amino acids. The record is from RefSeq and is a predicted model, not a curated record. Gene Ontology annotation, molecular function: monoatomic cation transmembrane transporter activity. Gene Ontology annotation, biological process: monoatomic cation transport.
GUUUUUGACUUUUCUUCUUUUUGUAUCGUUUUACUGUUAUGCAUCCACCAAUUCUUUAUUGCUGUUGUUUUAUUUCUUUUUGCCAUUGCUCAUUUUUCUUUUAGGAAAUCUGUUUAGGACCAGUACAGACGCCACUGUUUAUCAAGAUCUCGGAGCAGAAGGAUUAAUAAUAAUCCUGCCAAUUUUACACCAUGGUUGUCCCAGAGUCACAAGAUGAGCAACUACCACCAAGUGGCUCUGUGGGCAGAGGCACCAGCCAGCAGUAUGGAUCCAACCUGUCUACAUCUCAACACUCUGGAGGUCCCCAACAUUUUAGCUCUAGUGGGCAUAUUUCAGCUGUCAACACCAGUCUCCAUAAUGAGCCACAGGAUUAUACUGAGACGGACUUUCUGCUCCCGAAUCAACUCUAUGGUAGGUCAAGGUUCAGUGGAUCUUUGAGCCCAAAGGAUGCAGGUGGCUCUGGUGCACCUGCCGAGUCAGUCUGUUCCAUGGUGCUUCAGAUCCUGGUGCCAUUUCUUCUGGCUGGGCUCGGGACUGUGUCUGCUGGGGUGCUGCUGGAAGUGGUUCAGAACUGGGUCGUGUUCCAAGAAGUCGCCGAGCUCUUCAUCCUGGUGACUGCGAUAUUAGGCAUGAAAGGAAACCUGGAAAUGACCCUGGCCUCGAGACUCUCGACUGCUGUGAACGCAGGAAAAAUGGAACAUGCCAGAGAAAAGUGGAUGUUGAUCGUUGGGAACCUGGCGCUAAAGCAGCUCCAAGCCACAGUGCUCGGCCUGUUAGCCGCUCUGAUGGCGACUGUGUUGGGCUGGAUAGUAGAGGGAAAGAUGCCCUUACACCAUGUGAUGCUCCUGGUUUCAACCAGUGUUUCUACCGCCUUUGUGGCUUCUCUUCUGCAAGGUAUUAUUAUGGUGGGAGUGAUCAUUGGAUCCAAGCGGAUGGGAUUCAACCCUGACAACGUGGCUACACCAAUGGCUGCCAGCUUUGGGGAUCUCAUCACUCUUGCUUUGCUGGCCUGCUUCAGUCGUUGGUUCUACUCCCUUAUAGAUCUGUAUCCCCAUGUGUUGUACCUGGUGGUUCUGUUGCUGUUGUGCCUGACUCCUCUUUGGGUGGUCAUCUCGUCCAAACAUCCAGCCAGUUGCAUCCUGCUCCGCACAGGCUGGGAACCCAUCAUUACAGCCAUGUUCAUCAGCAGGUUGGAAGUGGAAUUUUCCAUAACCGAUGUCUCAUUUAAAUUACAGAUCCGCUACCAGAUCUCGCGUAGUGCGAGCAUGCACGCACGCACACACGCAUGCACGCACACUCUAACGUUCAGGUUUGUCAUGGCAGGAGCAAAUCAUCGAUCUGCUCAGAUUCUGCUUCUCUUGGUGAUCCCUGGUCAGCUCGUCUUCUUACUCACUAUUCACCUGAUGAAAGGAGGCAACUCUUUGCCCAGUCCUCUACUGACUGUCGCCUUCUUGUCCGCUUCCCUGAUUCAGGUCUUCUCCUUGCUGUGCUUAGCUGACUGUAUCGUCCACUGUCUCUGGCGGAGGGGUAAAGACCCCGACAGUUACUCAAUACCCUACCUCACAGCCCUCGGAGACCUACUAGGUACUGGUCUCCUCUCUCUUGCCUUUGUCAUGCUGUGGUACGUUGGUGACUCAGGCCAUGUAUAGGUUCUAAGCAAGAGACGGUUUGAAGAAGAACAAAGGUGCCUACAUCUUAGCUAGCUAUACAGUUUCCUGCCUUACUGAAUGUUUACCAAAGCAGUCAUUGCUGUUUCUGUUCCCUAGCAACUUGCCAAAGACAUGGAUGCACACAACAGAGCUUAAGAGGCUCAUACAGCUCCAGUACAGUUUUUAAUGGUAGCACACUUUUUUAGGUUUUUAGGACCAAGUUUGUUUUACUUUUUACUCAUUACAUGUCAUUUUUAUAAAUUUUUGGACAAUAAACAAAAGGAAAUGAAAGUAGGUCUAUCCCCUAAUUUACAAUGUAUUUCAGUCAAUAUUGUAAAUGUUGUGUAUCUCAGUUGAAUUUGUAGUGGGUAUACAGACAUUCUUAUUGUGCUUGUGGUGUACAGCAUCCAACAUAGCACACAACUGGGUACAGCAAAUGCUGAUUAGAUCACUUCUUGUUUUCUAUUGACAAAAGAAGGACCAAAUGCUUAACUGACUGUAUGAUUUUAAUCGGUAGAACGGGAAAUGUAAGAUGUCCACUUGAUCUUCUGAAUUUGUAGGCUAUUUUAACAAUUUUUUGUAAGUGAAAAAGGUUGUUGUUCCUUAAGCGAAGGGUUGUUUAUUGACACAGAAAGCGGAAGGUGAGGGACAGACAGUUAUACUGGAAAUGUACUCCAGUUUAUCCAGACUACUGACAGGGUGAUGCAGGGCCCGAAUCUGAAGGAUGGCGAUGCUCUUUUAUACUUAGCGAAUGUCUGUCAGCAGACCGCAGAAUAAUGAGAAUCAAGAAUUUAUUAAAGCUGUGUAAUAAAUUUAUUUAAUAUAGCACUUUUACAGAACAGUCACUAAGUGAUUCAGAAGAGUAAAAUAGUUACAAAUGUGGCAAA